This is a messenger RNA of Drosophila biarmipes, 2331 nucleotides long. Its product is annotated as fibroblast growth factor receptor homolog 2-like. Gene Ontology annotation, molecular function: ATP binding; transmembrane receptor protein tyrosine kinase activity. The transcript is spliced from 2 exons. The coding region runs from base 6 to 2177 and encodes 723 amino acids. Lineage: Eukaryota; Metazoa; Arthropoda; Insecta; Diptera; Drosophilidae. Gene Ontology annotation, biological process: protein phosphorylation; cell surface receptor protein tyrosine kinase signaling pathway; multicellular organism development. Gene Ontology annotation, cellular component: signaling receptor complex. The record is from RefSeq and is a predicted model, not a curated record.
GAACCAUGGUAAAAGUGCCCAUUCCGCUGAUCGUCAUUACGCUCGUCUCCGCCUAUCCGGUUCUUGGUUGCGACUUUGGCCAUCACGACUGUUCCAUCGAUGUCACUGCGGAAAACUCCCUCCUCGUUGGUCAUAAAGAACCAGUCGACAAUGUCAUAGCCAGCUUUGCUAAGGUCCAUGCUGCACGAUCAAUCCCAAAGACGGAUCUCUCCUUUCAACCAUUGCAUGAAAGCCGAUCCUUAAAGAGACUCGUCGAAGAACGUCCCCCCGUGUUCAGGAAGGAACUUAAUCGACUUCAUCACACAUUGUCUGGAAACACUGUGAAGUUGGACUGUCCAGUGGCUGGCAAGGCAAACAUCACUUGGACAAAGGACAAGAAACCUUUGCACCGCCAGCUUGGCCACUAUGUCCUGAAGAACUGGACACUGCGCUUCGUGGAGGCCACCAGCGAGGACUCGGGGAAGUACACCUGUGAGGUGUGCAACACCUGGGGAUGCGUCCACUUUGAGUUCAGCGUUCAGAUAAACAAUCGCAUCAGAUCCAAACCAAUAAUCGUGGUGCCACAGAAUCAGACAGUGAAGGUAAAUAGCAGCUUGGUGAUGAAGUGCACCGUCCACUCCGACCUACAUCCCACUGUCAGCUGGAAGAGGGUUGUCCUUAAGAACGCCUCGCUGGACGGGUUUCAGUCCGUAGAGAUCCAGAAUCUCAACUUCACCGUGACGAAAGACUCCGUUGUCUUGGACCUGCACAAUGUGACCUACAGCCAUGAAGGCUGGUACACCUGUCUGGCUUCCAGUGGCCUGGGAAGCAGCAACUCCAGUGUCUAUCUGAGAGUAGUGAGUCCUCUGCCGCCCUUGGAGAUCUACGCCCUGGUCCACGCCCAUCCGGUUGGGUUUACACUAGCAGCUAUUACGAUCGUGGCUGUCUUCCUGUUGGGCAGUGCUUUUAUAACGUUCAUGCUACGCCGGCUGAGGAGGGAGAAGCUGCUGAAGCUCCGCAUCGAAACAGUUCAUCAGUGGACCAAAAAGGUAAUCAUAUACCGGCCGGGGGAAGAAGAAGGAAGUGGCUGCAGCUCCGGAGACUUACAGAUGCCCGUGAUCAGGAUAGAAAAGCAGAGAACCACCGUUUCCACAACGGGAACGGGUGGUGCUGAUCCCGCCCAGGGCUUCAAUGAGUACGAGUUCCCGCUGGACUCCAACUGGGAGAUUCCCCGGCAGCAACUCAACCUGGGUUCCAUUCUGGGCGAGGGUGCCUUCGGACGCGUCGUUAUGGCGGAGGCGGAGGGGCUGCCCAGGAGUCCACAUCUGGGCGAAACCAUAGUGGCCGUCAAGAUGGUCAAGGAGGAGCACACGGAUACGGACAUGGCCAGCAUGGUGCGCGAGAUGGAGGUAAUGAAGAUGAUCGGCAAGCACAUCAACAUCAUCAACCUGCUGGGCUGCUGCAGUCAGGGUGGACCGCUGUGGGUGAUAGUAGAGUUUGCUCCCCAUGGAAACCUUAAGGAUUUCCUUAAGAAACAUCGUCUAGGCGUCAGAGAGGUGCGGACUCGCUCCGAUGGAUAUGUGGAUGACAGGCCCCUGAUGCCGACAGAGCAGCUGGGCGAGAAGGAGCUCACCCAGUUCGCUUUUCAAAUUGCCCGAGGAAUGGAGUAUCUCGCCUCUCGAAAGUGCAUCCAUCGCGAUCUUGCGGCCCGAAAUGUCCUCGUCAGCGAUGGCUACGUGAUGAAGAUCGCCGACUUCGGGCUGGCAAGGGAUAUUCAAGAUGUGGAUUACUACCGGAAGGUAACUGUGGGCUUGCUUCCUGUCAAGUGGAUGGCACCCGAGUCGCUGAAAGAGCAGAAGUACGACUCGCGGAGCGACGUGUGGAGCUACGGAGUUCUGCUGUGGGAGAUCAUGACCUACGGGGAUCAGCCGUACCCGCACAUCCUGUCCGCCGAGGAUCUCUACAGCUACCUGAUCACGGGUCAGCGCAUGGAGAAGCCGGAGAAGUGCUCCCUUAGCAUCUACGUGAUAAUGUUACAGUGCUGGCUAAUAGAAUCUAGUGCGCGGCCCACUUUCUCGCAGCUGGUGAGGCGUUUUGAUGAUAUUUUGGAGGCGACGAGUAGCAAUCUGCAUCUUUCAAGGCUUUUUACGAUGGAUGAUGAGCAGGGCGAAGUUUUAGAGCAGUAUACAUACUUAUAAGCUCUAGUUAAACAGGAGACUAGAUACCAUACGAAUAAGUAAACUCAUCUCUUCAUUCUUUCUUCUAUUCAUCAUAGUGAUUGCCCAAAAACGUCGCAAAAGCAUAGAUGAUUCAGUGCAUGGUUUGUUAUCUGCCAACAAUAUGAAAACCUUU